AUGGAGGACUGCAUGGCGGCUUCUCAAGGAACAUUCGUCAAAUUCUGUCCGGCUCCCGUCUACUCCAAGAUCGAAACCGGCGCCUACAGCAUCUCCGAUCUGCCACUCAUGGAGUUGCACGGCAAGGGCAAAAAGUUCAAGGAAUUCUUCCAAGCAGUGCAUGACGUCACCCCUGCCCAGCAGCAACAAAUCCGCGAGGUCAUGAACUCAGAGAAUCCUCGCCUCGUGGACUUGCCUGCUAAUGCCUGCCAUUUGCAGCUCGUCAUUGAUUCUUCCGCUAACAAGGUUCUGAAGUUCUACCACGCGUCGGUGCCCAUAGCUUGGGGCGUUGUGCGGGUUUUCUGCAAUGACCAGCCCAUGAUCAUCAAUUACAAGAUCGCUACCAACUCCGAUCGGGUGAAGUGUGCUUUCCUCCACAUGUUGGCAAACAUUCCUGGCGAGCAGUGGCUAGCUCAGUCCUUGGGCCAAAAGGUCUCUACCAAAGCCGUGAAGUGCAGUGACAAGGAUGGUUCUUCAUGGGACCCAUCGCCAGAGGAACUGCGACUUGGCAUCACCUUCAUCAACGAGCAUGCCCCGCUCGCUAACGGACACAAUGAACAAUUCCUCUGGGGGCUACUGAGCGUGCGAGACAAUGAGACUCCAAUCUUCGGAUGGCCCAUGCACGUGGUCAGCCGAGCUUGGCAGAACCGAAGCGUCGGGAACUCCCAAGCUGAGCCGGAGCACUUCUUCCCACUACUUCUUCACGACAUCAAUGAAACCAUCGUGCAAAAGAUCCUUCCACUGGUUGAAAACUCCCUUGGGCAUCAUCCUAUAGCUCUUGCCCGCCACUACGUGAACACUCGUGGACCUAAAGGUGCUGUUGUCGGCUGGCGCCGAUCAAAGCAGAUAGACGGCUUCCGCGAGCGGCCAGGCGAGCUUCAUGUUCCGGUUCUCCUCGAUGAUCCUGUGCCCAGCCGCAUGAACUUUGAGGACCUCAAGUCAUUCCUCGACGUGGGGGAAACAUGCUUGGUCGACGCGAGGUACAGGGCUGCAAAGUUCGUCAGGAACCAGACCCGAAUCCUCUUGAACAACGAGUGGAACCCUGAGGCUGAACCUGAUCUGCAGUUUCACUCUCAAAUUGGAUGGGCCGACUUCAAGAAGAUGAUCUCCACAACUUUCAACGACGCCUCCAUGCCUCACUUGAUGGCCAUCCUGAAAAGGGCCACAGUCAUCCUCGCAGGGAGCAAGGCGGUGUACGUGCACCUCGCCUCGGAACACCAAUCGGAGAUCAUCCAUCGGUUUGAAGGGGGUGGAGUCACAGAGGAUUGGCUGUCAACCAAGCACAAGGCCUUCUUCGGCUACUACAAAGACGGUCAGUAUGAAAAGUACAAAGGCUUUGAGGCAGCCUUAGGAGCCGAGGCCACAUUCAUCGGCGACUUGCUGGCGUCCCCAGAGGAGAAGGAGUACAUGAAAAGAGGCGCUACCUACGACUCGUGGGCUGUCGAGUACGGGUCGUCUCAGGACAUCCAGGUGCCGAACCUCGCCACACCUCGCUCCCGUCCUACACCGUCUGCUGUCAGCCCGCUCAUCACAUCGCCACCUACCAAGCUGCACAAGAAGGAGAACGUCACAAACGAGGAUGCCACCAUGUCGCAGGAACUCAACCGUCUUGUUGACGAACUUGACGGUGAUGAAGAGGCCGCCAGGGAGCUGCGCUCGGACUCCUGA
This is a messenger RNA of Symbiodinium natans, 1707 nucleotides long. Lineage: Eukaryota; Dinophyceae; Suessiales; Symbiodiniaceae. The record is from the annotation of a GenBank genome assembly.